Tachysurus vachellii is the source of this 2578-nucleotide messenger RNA. RefSeq lists its product as uncharacterized. The record is from RefSeq and is a predicted model, not a curated record. Bases 190 to 2385 code for a protein of 731 amino acids. NCBI's taxonomy places the organism in Eukaryota, Metazoa, Chordata, Actinopteri, Siluriformes, Bagridae. The transcript is spliced from 21 exons.
AGUCGUGACGUAAUUUCCGACCGGAUCUUCCGUUAUUAUGUUGCAUUAAGGCGCUAAGUUUGAAGCUGUGUGUGUUUAUAAAGUUUCUUCACUUUGUCACGUGUGAAAACACGCACAAACUCCUGGAUCGUGUGUUUGGUGUGUGUUUGCAGCUCCAGCAGGUAACAGUUAGCUGGAUUAGCGAAGCUAAUGGAGCCUGAGGUGAUUGUGCUGAGUGACGAUGACGAUGACGAUGCAGGAGGUGACCACACGGGGGCGCUCGACAACUCUAUUCUUAUAGUGGAAGACGACGACAGCAGUAAAGAAGCGACCAGUGAAACCACUGAAAUUCUGGAUGAUGACGUGACCAUAACUUUCUCUCGGAAAGCGAGCGUUCUGCCUCACGCCAGAUACGACUGCACCGUGUCUUUCAGCUUUACAGACUCGAACAUCUCGGAGCCUGAGAACAUUAAUGCAGCGUACUGUGAGCAGUGUUUCUGUUAUAUCUGUGACCACCCGGCCUCACAGUGCGAGUUCUGGAUCGUUCCCGGGUUUUAUCAUUGUAAUGCUCACAAACACAGCGUUUACUGGAAAUCUCUCCGUGACAAAAGGAUCAUGGGAUAUCUACACGAGCUCAAAUUCACCUUUAACCCGGCGGAUAUGGAUUCGGAGCUCCGGCAUGCUGAAACCUCCCUGCAGGAGUUUGCACACAGCUUGGCACUGAAGUAUGGCACUUUCUUGAUGGCGAUGGCGAACCCGAGCCGACAACCAGCCUGCGCUUGUCCGUGUCAUUCCACCAAUAGGAGGGCAGCAGAGAUCAGCUUGGCCAAUGGGAGUGCAGUAGGAUGUGCGAGGUGCUACAUUGAGCACCAGAAAUUUGUUCUGUAUGACUACACCCCUGUGAUGGAGUUCAUACACACUUUUCUCGAUGACACAAUUAAGGGGAAUCCAAAGAGCAGCUCUGUCCUGGUGCUCGGGGCCAUCAAACUGUUCAUCACACACGCUGCACCUGGAACCCUACAUGCCCUGGCGAUUUCACACGUCCUGCUGGAACUGUUUUGGAGAGCCAUGUCAAUGGUGCAGGUUUUCUUAGUCGAUGCCGACUUUCCCACCUCCUUCGUCAAGCAACUGCAGGACUUCUUCCAGAUUCUUCCGCUUCCUCCUGACUUCAGGAAAUUCAGAAACGGCCUGAACGUGCUUCCCUGGGACGACCCUUUGCUCUCAGCGGUGCUGAAGGGGCAGAACAUCACCGGGGUGAGGCACGUCAAAGGCAGACGCCCGGAGACGCUGGAGGAAGAACUGGUGGUGGUCAGAACCCGGGUUCUUAAACUCCAGCAGCAGAACAGGUAUCGUGAGCUGGCUCGCUACCUCAGAGUGGUGAAAAGUGACAACGCUGCUAAGCUGCAGAUGAUGAGAGACUGGGUUCCACUUUACUUGUGCAAGGUUGGUGAUUAUGCCGGUGCGGCCGACUCUUUGCUCAGCCCCAUGUACAACUCCUCGUGCCCUGCCUCUAGGCUUAGCCCUGCCCAGUUUGGUGCCUACCUCAGAAUAUUCAUGUUUGGCCACGCCCCCAACGGAAUACCACACCCACCUCAAGUCGAGUUCAUUCCUCAUGUUCAAAACGUCCACACGGUCCAGAUGGAUCCUUUAUUAAGCAGCACAUGGACAACAAUUGAAGGAGGAUCCAACCUUCUGAAAAGCCAAGAGGUGAUAAAGUUUGCGCUUCGUGUCCUGAACUGUAACAGCGCAGUGUUUACACACGCUGAAAGCUGGAUAAAAGUCCUGAAAUUUGCCAACCAGUCGUCUUGCGGUCCAGAGGGCUCCUGUUUACCGGAACCCGACUACAGCUUCCUUAUCAGGACCAGGGACACCGCCACAGGAAUCCUCUGUGAGCUCCAUCGUACUUCCAGGAUCCAGAUUCCCAAAAGCUUUCAAAAAGGAUAUCCAGACCAGGCGCUGUUACUCUUAACCACUCAGGCUUUAGCAGAGCGUCUUCUACACACACGACUCAAACCCAUCCUCACCGUCAUACUGACCUUCAAGUCAAACCCCUGGGUGAUGCGCUGGCUCUUCAGCAGUCUAAUGGUGAAGCCACAGAUGCUUCAGGAUUUGUUCCACGUGACUCUGGAGGAACUGUUGGACGUACAGAGCAGAUCCGUCUUGCGAAUCCAGGACACGGCCGAGCAGUUCUUCAUCGCGAGCUUCCUCUGCCUGUUCUUCCUGGAGCCCAGCGUACUUCUCCAUCCUAACACUUAUCCCAUUACUGAUCUGCUGGCUCAGUGGAACGAGUUUGACAACCCGUGGCAGUUUCAUCUCAGACGAAUGCUCGAAGCCAAUGGGUCGAGUCUGAGUGUGGAGAAGCAGCAAAUCCUCAUGCAGAUGAAUCAGUGGGGUCUGCAUCAGUAGAGAGUCUGUGUGCGUGCGCGUGUGUCUGUGUGUGUGUGUGUGUGUGUGUGUGCGACAGUGCGGUCAGUCAGAAGUGAUCAGAGGUUACAGUUAUAAGACUGUUUAUUUUAAGACAACAGUCAUGUUUCUAAUGUUUGUUUGUACAGUUUAUAGUUUGUAAAAAAAGAUGUAAUAAAAGUUUUGUUGACUAUCA